AGAGCUUCAGCACAAGCUGCCACCGCCAACCGAGGAGAGAUCAGCGCCGCCGCGCCGCGAACCGGUUCACCGGGGCGGAGCCAAGCCGCGCUGAACGGCCCGCGCGCCGCGGCCUCGCGAGCUCGACCUCCUUGGGCGCUGCCGGAGCGGGAUCGUGCCGUCUUUGCCCGCGCGCGCGGCGCCGACGCGGUGGCUGCUCGCUGCCGGCUCGCCGGGGCACUCGUUUGUGGCGAGCGGGAGUUGGUGAGCACACUGAUCUUGCUCCUCGCGGUGAGCAAUUCCCCUGCAAUCGAGACAUCGCCGGAAGAACUUACUCCGAAAAAUGGGAUCUAGGGAGCUUCAAUUGAGCUAAAGGAGGAGGAGGGCGCACUUGCCAAGGAAAUGAGGAAGAAUUGGGGGCUCAGCUCCGGCCCCGCGCGGCCGUUCAGUGACCGCCGGUGGCUGCUCCCCUUCCUCGCGAGCCUGCUCGUCACGGCCACGCUCUUGCUCGCCGCCGCCUGCGGGCUCUUCUCGCCGCCCUACCCCGGCGGCGGCGACGGCGACGCGGCCCUGUUCGACGUGGUCUCUCUCGCCGACUGGGACGACGGCUCGUCGCCCGGCGACGGCGCCCGCUCCGUCGAGGCCGGGAUCAAGGACCGGCUGCUGGGCGGCGACGCCGCCGCUGAUGACGAGAACCCCGACGACGCCGCCGUCAACUCGGACGACUCCGACGCCGAGCCGCCGCGGAUCGCGUACCUCCUCGAGGGCACCAAGGGGGACGGCCUGCGGAUGCGGCGAACGCUGCAGGCCAUCUACCACCCGCGCAACCAGUACAUCCUGCACCUCGACCUGGAGGCGCCGCCGCGGGAGCGGAUCGACCUCGCGAUGUACGUCAAGGGCGACCCCAUGUUCAGCCAGGUCGGGAACGUCAGGGUCAUCGCCAAGGGCAACCUCGUCACCUACAAGGGGCCCACCAUGGUCGCCUGCACGCUGCACGCCGUGGCCAUCCUCCUCAAGGAGGGGCUCGACUGGGACUGGUUCAUCAAUCUCAGCGCCUCGGAUUACCCGCUCAUGACACAAGAUGAUAUACUUCAUGUGUUCUCUUCUUUGCCAAGAAAUCUUAAUUUUAUAGAGCACUUUCAGUUAUCUGGGUGGAAAGUUAAUAUAAGGGCAAAACCAAUCGUUCUGGAUCCAGGGCUCUAUCUAUCAAAAAAGUUUGACCUUACUAUGACUACUGAGCGGAGGGAAUUGCCAACAUCUUUCAAAUUAUAUACCGGUUCUGCUUGGAUAAUGCUCACAAAAUCCUUCCUCGAGUACUGUAUAUGGGGUUGGGAUAAUCUCCCACGAAACCUCCUGAUGUACUACGUCAACUUCAUCUCCUCACCAGAAGGCUAUUUCCAAACUGUCAUCUGCAACUCUAAUGAUUUUCGGGGCACUGCAGUUAGCCAUGAUCUGCACUACAUCGCUUGGGACUACCCUCCAAAGCAGCACCCACUGAUCCUCUCAAUGAAGGACUUCAACAAAAUGGUGAAGAGUGGUGCGCCAUUUGCACGGAAAUUUCCCAAGGACGACAAGGUCCUGGACAAGAUCGACCGUGAACUUUUGCACCGCUCGGAGGGUCGGUUCACCCCAGGAGCGUGGUGUGAUGGGACCUCAGAAGGAGGGGCUGAUCCAUGCUUGUCUAGGGGUGAGGACUCUGUUUUUGAGCCCGGCCCUGGUGCUGAGAGGCUGCGAGGCCUGAUGAAGAAGGUUCUGUCAUGGGAUUACCGCAACGGAAGCUGUUCGUCACUCGCUUAUGAUCAGACAAAAAGAGAUUGGUAUGUUCCGAAAAGUAAAGGAUAAUUUUGGUGUCAUGCCAUGCUUUCUUGUAAAUGCAGCACUUGACCUCUUCCACUGAAAUGAACAACACCAAGGAACACAACUUGUUGACCAAGAGAAAUUGUUGAUAUAGCACUACUGCUCAUAUAUGUGACCGUAAGAGGGAAUUGGUUAUCUGAUAGAAAUCAAAGAUGAUGGAAAUUGCCAGAUCUACCAUAUGUUCAAUAUUGCCCGUGUGCAAGCUAGAAAAGAACAUUUCUCUUCUGCCCUAUUGUGGUCAAGGUCUCGCUCUCCACCUGUUUUUGUGCUUGAUCACAAUCAAAUUGGAAGACCCCGAUUGGGACUGGACCUGAAGUAUGCAAAAAAAAAAGUCUGCCAAGAAUUUGUCUCGGUAGACUGAAUCACAUGCCUGCGUUCAGAAUAAUCUGUUUUUUCCUACUGGAGAUAAUUCUGCUUGUCUGGUCGGUAGCAUGGUUCGUAGCAUUGUAUUCCAUAGGUGUAGAGAACCAGGAAUGUUCAAUAGAUGAAGAGAUCCGCUUGCCAAUAUGUCUGUCUGUCUGUCUGAAACCUAAAAUGUUCAGAAUGAAGGACAAACUGUCUGUCUGAAACACGAACUCUGGCAAGCUUGGCUGAUUGGGCUCUGACUUGUGCACAAAGAAUUCUUGCAAAA
Messenger RNA from Panicum hallii, 2467 nucleotides. Its product is annotated as beta-glucuronosyltransferase GlcAT14B-like. The transcript is spliced from 5 exons. The record is from RefSeq and is a predicted model, not a curated record. Gene Ontology annotation, molecular function: glucuronosyltransferase activity. The coding region runs from base 382 to 1821 and encodes 479 amino acids. Lineage: Eukaryota; Viridiplantae; Streptophyta; Magnoliopsida; Poales; Poaceae. Gene Ontology annotation, cellular component: membrane.